AGGUUCACACCGGUCUGCUGCUUAUGAUUCAGCCACCUGUGUGGCUCUAAAGGACGGGGGUCCUGAGACCAAGUCGGUCCAAGCGUGGGUCGACUGAUCAAAUGUUAUCCUAUAUGACUUAUACACUUGUUGUCAUCUAACCUCUGAUCAUGAAUGGACUGAGUUCUAUCAUCUAGAUUUAGGCUAAGACACAGGUGGCCGUCCACUGUCAGGUGGAACACAGACGAGACAUCUGGUGGACGUCUCAGGCUCAGGUGCUGUCUGUGCGGGAAUGUUUCUAAGGAUGACUCGGCCGUGCUUUUCCGUCCUCCCGUCCUCUUCACCGUUGACCAUCUUCCAUCAGCAGCAGCUGCUCCACCUCUCCGUCUCUCCUCCCUCACUCGGUCUCAUUUCCCAUGCUGUCCUUCCUGCUCCCUCCCACUGACAGCCUCAGUGUCUUCACUCCAUUUCGAUGAAUCACGUUCUCCUCAGCGCUUCUCCCAGGAACAGCAUCUCUGGAGCAGAUGACGGUCUUCAGGGGGAGGAGCAGAAGCAGCUGCGCAGGGCCAGGGCCCGCAGGCUCAUUGUGGAGACCAAUCGACGGAGAAGGGCUCUGGAGGACAAGCAGAAGCAGCGGGACCUUCGCGAGCAGCGCCUCCGAGAGCAGGUCCUGCAGCUGCGGCGCCGGAGGAUACAGGAGGCGACGGAGCGCUUCCAGAAAGCUCACCUGCAGCCUCGGCGGUCCAGGAGGAGCAUCCCGACCAUCGAAGAGGCGCUGGAUGAAAUCAAAAGCAACUUGAAUGCUGCACACAGGAGCGGCGUCUGCACAUCCUCUGCUCAGCCAGGACCAGCGUCUGCUGCGGUCCAGCACCAGCACCGGCUGAUCUCUGGAGACGCCCAACCACCGGACCUGACACACGAGAUCUGGAAGAACCCUGACAGCCCCCUGAUGACAGACAGUCUGGAGAACCCGCCGUCCUUCUUCCUGUUCGACAGGCCGCGCCUCCACGUCACCUCGCCGUCAUCUGGCUCGGCUCCGUUCCUGGUGCGCCGCUCGCCACAGAGGAAGCCGGAGGAGCUCCACGACAAGAAGUGGAAAUCUGAUCCGCCGCCUUAUUUGGACAAAGAAGCAGACGCAGGACGCAGCGACGCCCUGGUCCUCGCCAUUAAAGCUGCUUGUGGCGAGCGGGAAUUCCAGCCGGAUCUGGACUGGAAGCAGCAGGCGGGUCACCACAACAGGCUGCAGAAAGCCCCAUCGUCCUCCAUUCCUCCGCCUGGGAAAGAGGCUUGGAUGGGCUCCAGCCUUCGACCCAACAUUGAGCUGAGUCACAGCAGCUGCGACAACACGGCGAGCGAGCUGACCCAGGAGACCGGAGCGGAGCCGGCGCCGGCCGAGGAGGCACAGAAGAAGGACCUCAACAGACUGUCCAGCUCCAAAAACGAGAAGCCCUUUUACAAGAGGCUGCUGCAGCAGACGCUCGCAGCAGACCUGGUCAGGUGUGGCGGUGCGGGUGAGGGGGGGCGGUGCCCGGGGACCAUGGCAACCGUGGCGACCUGUGACUCCAGGUUCAUGAAAGGGAUUCUCAAGCCUCAAGGGGGCGCUCUGGGCUUCUGCGACUCGGAUGACGUGGCGUUUGCCAAGCAAGUGGCCCUGGCCAUCCGGGACAGCAUGGAGCUGACCCGAGCCAGGGCCCGGCAGAGGGACGGCCCCAGCUCGGGCAGGAAGAAGACGCUGCGCUGGUCUGACCAGGGGCCCGCGGAUACACAGAUGCCGGCUCAGUCUCAUUCAUCUCCGUGGCAGGACCCCCGGCCGGCCUCGGUCCCCGGGGCCUCCCAACACGGGCGCAGCCUCGCGGCCCCAGAUCGCCUUACAAAGCAAGCGUGGGCAGAUGUUGGGGUUCAAGUCAACCUGCCCCAAGAAUCCGCAGUCCCCUGGAGGGAGCGCUGUGGCCCAGCCACACACAGAAAGGGCACGGUCACGCGACCUCAAUCUGCCGCGGCGGUGGCUCAGAUGGCCCAGGCUCUGGGGAAGAUGAUAGCGCCCCGCCCACCGCCGCCCAGGACCCAGGACAGGACUCCAUAUGGCUCGACUUCUGCUGCUCUGGACCCUAAACAGGACCACGUGACCCCAACGCUCUCCCCAGACUCUGAGAGCCCGGCAAAGGUCAGACCAAGGUCACUUCAUUUGGAGAGACACGCCUCGGUGAGCGGCGGGAGAAGCCUCCGUUUAGACCGCACUCCGACUGAAGACCAGAUCUCUGAGCUGUGGCACUCGCUCCGCAGCGCCUUGGCCUCCCAGAACGCUCCUCUAGUGCACCAAAGUCGGGUCCCAGGAAGCGAGAGGAGUAGACUGCCCUCGGCCCACGGCAACAGUGGACCUCCUCGCCCGUCCCAGCAAACCGGAGAGGCUGCAGAGGUGCCGAGAGCACGUGCCACCACCCGGCUGACCCACACAGAGGAAGGAGCUGCUUGGACCCACCAGCCGCCGCAGCUCUCCACGCUGUCCUUAGAAGAGGAGAGGAUCCUUCUCUCGCUGGAGCGGCUGGACCAGCGGCUUCAGCGCCAGCGCCGGUGACCUCCAGACUGGAGCCGGGACCCGGCGCGUGUGAGCGGCACCGCCUCCGGACUGCAGAGCCUGCGAGGCCUUCUCAAGUCUUUCCUUCCCUUCUAGACGGAGAACCUCAGCGCCCUCUGCUGGUCGCGACAUGUUUCUUCAGCACUCAUGACAGCGGAAGUCCCAGCUCUCCAGGGUCAUCAUAGCAUGCUAGCUAGUGACUCGCUGUGGUCAGAGACAGCACACGUUGAUGAUGUCACCAACACCAGGGAGCGGCCGUCACAUGGUGCGUGGGUCUGUGUGACGUGAUGGUGUCGUUCAGAAGGUCCUCACUCUGAGGAGUCGGGGCCUUGCUGGGUCAGACCUUCAGCAGGGUCUCGUCCUCAUGAGGAGUCGCCGCUGGUUUUCUGCUGCUAACAACAGACGGAGCCCGGAGGUCAUGGACGCGCUGUGUCGCGCCGCCUUCACCGCCACGUCUGGACUCGCUCCUCUCAGAGCCGGCGUGAAAUGCUGUCACCACAGGGCUCAGCCACCGGGGUCACGUGACCCGCGCUGAAGACGCUGCUGUCAUCGGGUGCGAGAGCGCAGGAACCGGUGUCCGCGACUGUCAUACACACGCUCGCCCACAGAGGGCGGCCUCGCUCUCCGAUCAGGAUGGGCCGACGGGAGUGUGACGGCAUGAAGAGCAGAGACGAGUCUGCGAAGUGGGUGGUCUUCAGCCGCCCCUCCCCCUGCGGCCUGGGACCCCUUCAGUGUGUCUGAGUGUGUGGCACGGACGUGGACCCUGCUCACAGCCCCAAACCUACAGUGUUGCUGCUGGGAGCGGGGCCCCUGACCACUGCCGCACCGAGUGCGACUGGUGCUGCUGCGGCCGUGUGCACGCAGCUCUCCGUCAUGUGGCGUCUGGGAAACAGCGGGUCUUGACAAAACGAUUCCUCAAUGGAAGCGGGGCCUCAUUAGCAUGACAAUCGUGGGAACGGCACAGAUCCACUGUAAUAGAGCCGAGUCUGCGGUGGGACGACUCGCGAGCGCCUCCUCUGGUCACCGUGGCUCCCGGACUGGGCUUUGUUUUUCACCCACGGGAAAGUUUUACCGAUGGAAUUUUACUUUGGAAUUGAAGUCAUUUUUUCUGAUUUUGUUUCCUGUCAUUUUCCAUGUUUUAUUUUAAAAUGUGGUUUUUUUUUUAUCAACUUCUUAUCACUACAGAUGCCUUUAUAAAGACCUUUGUAAAUCAAUGUUGCGUUU
Molecule: messenger RNA, 3778 nt
Organism: Synchiropus splendidus (mandarinfish)
Lineage: Eukaryota; Metazoa; Chordata; Actinopteri; Syngnathiformes; Callionymidae
Exons: 8
Coding region: 452-2554 (700 amino acids)
Biological process (GO): mitotic spindle organization; cytoplasmic microtubule organization; non-motile cilium assembly
Cellular component (GO): centrosome; ciliary base; midbody
Source: RefSeq, a predicted model, not a curated record